AUGAAGUUCUCCCUGGCAGUCGUUGCAUCUUGCAUUGCGGUGGCGUCAGCAGCCGCUGUGUCCACAACGGAGGCAACGAUGAGAUUGAUAAUGAAGGAUCUAUCUACGAUUGGAGGACAAUUCACCAAGAUUGCCUCUGAUGUUAGCAAGUUCCCUCAAACCGGUGCUAAAGGCGCAAGUGAUAUUCACGCCGACGAGGCUGCAAUCCACACGCUUUUCAUUGACGUGAACAACAAUUUGGGUCUUCUUCCGACACCCGUGUCGGCAGAGAAUAUCAAAAAAGUUAUUGACACGUACAAUAGUUUCACACCCAAUAUCCUUGAUUAUCUCAACGGAAUCACGGCCAAGGCAUCCGACUUCAAAGCUCUGGGCCCAGCGGAAACGACCACCAUGUCCACUGAUUUACUUUCCUCUGCUGCAGUAUGCAGAGCAUUUGCCGGAACUGUCUUGUCAAUGACUCCUCCUGUUAUGACAGACGCUGUGAAUACCAUGUUCAAUGAGGUCGAUGCAGCCAGGGAGAGCGCAUCCGCAGCUCUUAGCGCAUGA
Psilocybe cubensis is the source of this 546-nucleotide messenger RNA. RefSeq lists its product as uncharacterized. The transcript is spliced from 4 exons. The record is from RefSeq and is a predicted model, not a curated record. NCBI's taxonomy places the organism in Eukaryota, Fungi, Basidiomycota, Agaricomycetes, Agaricales, Agrocybaceae. Bases 1 to 546 code for a protein of 181 amino acids.